AUGGCAUCAGAGGUUCCUUACCGGAACACUUACGCCGCAGCUGUGAUCGGAAAUCAAUCCACACCUCCGAUCGUCGGCGAACCAAGUCAAGCCGCCCACAACAUUCCACCUCCGAUGUCGACCACGAUUCCACAAGGGAAUCCGAGCUCAGAGCAGCAGAGAAGUCUGGAAGACAUGGAGAAUCCGUUGUUCCUCAGCCCAAACGAGAACCCUAGCGCAGUGCUGGUCAGUCCUCUCCUCAUUGGAAGCUCCAACUAUGGAUCCUGGUGUGCUUCGAUGUGGAUCGCCCUAGAGAUUAAGAACAAGUGGUGCAUCGUCAAUGGGAGCGUCAUCGAACCGAACAGAGAACACAGACAGCAUACGGCAUGGAGGAGAUGUAACCUCAUGGUAUGCUCCUGGAUUUUUAAAUCUGUUCAUUCGUCUAUAGCUCAGAGCAUCUUGCAUUUAGAUAGUGCUAGAGCUGUUUGGGAGGAUCUGCGGAGCAGAUUCUCUCAACAUGAUGCUCAGAAGAUCUCUCUCUUACAGAACGAUAUAUAUGGCCUUAGGCAAAGAAAUUUGUCCAUUAAUGAGUAUUACACCAAGUGUAAGACUCUGUGGGAAGAAAUGAACACCUUAAGACCCCUUCCACAAUCCAAAUGUGAGCCGAAGUGUAGCUGUGAUCUAAUUGGUCAGAUUAGAAAGGAACGUGAUGAAGAUCAGGUCAUACGUUUCCUCCAAGGCUUAAACGAUGAGUAUAACAUUUUAAAAUCGAAUGUAUUAGUUCUUGAUCCGUUACUGGAUGUAUACAAAGUGUUCGUCAUGGCCGAAAAAAUGGAGAGACAAAUCUCAUUCACUAAUCUGAGCAUUGGCAACUCAGACAUCACUCAAGCCAAUGCUGUUCAUAGCCAAGAAUCUUCUGAAGAGAUCAUUGCAGCAGUAAACACCUACAAUUACAGACGAAAUGGCAACAAUAAUAAGAGUGCAAAGUGCACUUUCUGCGGGAUGAGUGGUCAUACUAUUGAUAAGUGCUACAAAAAGCACGGAUAUCCACCGGGAUGGAUUCCGGGCUUCAAAUCGAAGGGGAAACAGCAGCAAUCAGUAGCAGCCUUGACGGAUACCACUGGAGAUUCUGGGAGCAUAUCUGAACAGCUCCAGAAAAUUCUAUUAUUGCUCCAGAAUCAGAUUGGACAGACCUCAAACACAAAGGCCUCAGCAGCAGUGUCUCGAAUGCCAAACUUCAAUAAUUUCAAUGAAAAAGACCCUGCAACUGAAGGCAAGUACUCUAAUGCUCAUAUCAAUUCUAUUUCUCUGUGUGCUUCUACUUGGAUUAUAGAUUCCGGGGCUACGGAUCAUAUCACUUGUUCUCUUGAUUUCUUCCUUGAUUAUCAUGCUGUUCAAGGAAUUGAGGUGCAUUUACCUACUGGAAAUCACAUCACUGUCAGGCACAUAGGGAAUAUUGCCAUCAAUGGUGGAAUAUGUUUGAAGAAUGUUCUUCAUAUCCCCUCCUUCAAAUUCAACAUCAUAUCAGUGAGUAAACUUUUACAAGAUGAUUGCUGCACCCUAACUUUUACAUCUGGACAGUGUGUGAUUCAGGAUGCUCUUGGAAGGAAGAUUGGUUUAGCUAGACAGGAGAAUGGCCUCUACAUUCUAUCUCAGCCUUUGUCAAACGCAAGUCACGGCAGUUUUUCUGUUCAAUUGUUUAUAAUUAAUCGAUUGCCAUCACCUGUUAUUGAGCUUUCCACUCCAUACUUUCGUCUAUAUGGGCAGAAUCCGGAUCUCACAAACAUCAAAGUGUUUGGAUGCUUGUGUUAUGCAGCUAACCUAUCUCCAAACAAACACAAAAUGUCUCCAAGAGGCAGGAAGUCUAUUUUUGUUGGUUUGCCAGCCCACACAAAAUGGUAUCUUCUUUAUGACAUUCUUGACGGUUCUUUAUUUGUCUCAAGAGAUGUGACCUUCUAUGAGUCACAAUUUCCUUACUCGAAGGAACCAGUGCAUAUGGAAAUCGAGAAAUCUCAGACUAAUGAGCCUUCUCUUCCGCUUAUCCCUGUCACAACCUCUGUCGAUUAUAGAGUUUUUGAGCAGCAGUUAGAUGGCAGUCCGUCUGUUAACACCACUCCACCAACAAAUUCUCCUGCUGACUCCUCAUCUCAGUUUCUAGAAACAGAAGAACAGGACCUCGCGAGUCAGCUUCAAGGAUCAGAACCCCCCAGUGCUGCUAACACACAAGAUCUAGAGGAGCAUUGCCUUGAUGUCCAAGAGGCCAACAAUAUUCUGAUAGCUCCCAGACGGUCUGAUAGGCAGCGAUGCAUCCCACACAAGUAUCGGGAUUAUUACUGUGGUAACACCAUAAGCAAGAGAUCAUCCCCUCAUAAAUUAUCUAAGGUGAUGUCUAUUGAUAAUGUCUCUCAAUCUCAUAGGAUUUUUUCCUUGGCAGUGACAUCUACAGAUGAACCAACAACAUACAACCAGGCUGUCCAGAGUGAUUGUUGGAGAAAUGCUAUGAAUGCUGAAAUUAGAGCCCUGCAGGAAAAUAAUACUUGGGAGCUCACAGAAUUGCCUACUAGUAAAAUCCCCAUCGGAUGCAAAUGGGUAUACAAGGUUAAGCUUAAAGCCGACGGAUCAAUAGAGAGAUAUAAAGCCCGAUUAGUAGCCAAGGGCUACACUCAACAGCUGGGCAUUGACUAUAUAGAAACCUUCUCACCAGUUGCAAGAAUAACCACUAUACGCAUCCUCCUAGCAGUGGCUUCAUCUCGUGCCUGGCAUGUUCAUCAACUCGAUAUAAACAAUGCUUUUUUGCAUGGUGAUUUAACAGAGGAGGUCUACAUGAAGCUGCCUCCUGGAUUUGAGUCUGAAAAUCCCAAUCAAGUGUGCAAGCUGCGACGUUCCCUAUACGGCCUCAAACAAGCUAGUAGGUAG
Messenger RNA from Ipomoea nil (Japanese morning glory), 2895 nucleotides. RefSeq lists its product as uncharacterized. The coding region runs from base 1 to 2895 and encodes 964 amino acids. Lineage: Eukaryota; Viridiplantae; Streptophyta; Magnoliopsida; Solanales; Convolvulaceae. The record is from RefSeq and is a predicted model, not a curated record. The transcript is spliced from 2 exons.